Messenger RNA from Camellia sinensis, 1976 nucleotides. RefSeq names its product F-box family protein. Lineage: Eukaryota; Viridiplantae; Streptophyta; Magnoliopsida; Ericales; Theaceae. The record is from RefSeq and is a predicted model, not a curated record. Gene Ontology annotation, molecular function: protein binding.
UCUAAGAAAAAUAGGUUGAAGAUUAGGUUAUUAACAUAAAAAGCUGCUAACUCUAUAAUAUUUUGUCCACGACUUCUAUCCCCUGGCUCAUAGUUGAAUCUAAAAAUGGCCAAAAAGAUCCCAAAGAAAAAUAAGAAUCAGAACCAGAAUUCCUAUGCGAGCGAUGAGAUCAGAAGAAAAAGUCUCAAUUUUGUCAUCUUGAAUGCUACAAGACAGUUUGAAGAAAAUAAAGAUGAUCUGAUCAGCAAUUUACCAGAUGACAUCCUCCUACACCUCCUCUCCUUGAUCCCUUUUGAAUCGGCCUUGCAAACCAAUGCUCUUUCAAACAGAUGGCGCAUUGUAUGGAACAAAGCUUUCACACAACAUGGUACUAAAGAAGGCAUUGAUUGUGCAGUUGCUGACUUUCUCCUUGAUUUCGAUCACCACAAUCCACUACAACAUCCUCGGAUACUAAACUUUCAUUUUGGCAGAGGUCUCAUACUCUCAGCAACAAUCGGAUUAAGGAAAAAACUUCAUCUUAAGUUCUGUUCUGAAAAGCAAGCAUACUAUCCAAGACAGUUUGGUUGGUUUCUGGUGCUGAAUAGCUUUGACCCCAGUCACCAGCCUUCUCCUUCGGCUUUCUUUGUCAAAACCCUUAAUUUGACUUCUGUGACCUACCUUACAAAUGAGAUUGUUUCUUCUUUGGUUUCAAAUUUUCACAAUCUUGAGAGCUUAACAAUUGCCAACUGUGUUGGAUUGCGAUCUUUGCGAGUUGAUGUUGUUUCCAAGCUUAAGAACUUUACUGUUCUGGACUGUCCUCAACUGAAUUCACUUUUUAUUGAAGCUUAUGAACUCAAAUCGUUUCGAUGCCGAGGCAGGCUUUGCUGGUUUUCACUCACAGGUGUUCAUUCUUGGGAAGAUUGCAUGCUUGAUUUUAGAGCAGGCCCUGCUUACAAAGCCUAUAAGUACCUGCAUUAUGACUCACUUCUAUUAGCCAUAGAAAAUGUCAAAAUUCUCACACUAAGUGGAUGGUUCUUUGAGGCUAUUAUCAGCCCAUGGUUAUCCUCAGGACAUGAAAACUUGAGGUUCAAUAAUUUAACAGAUUUAUGGUGGAUCAAUACUACAAUGGAAGAAAGCAAGAUUGAUGCCUUGGUCUCCUUGCUCAAAAUCUGUCCUUCCUUGGAAAGACUCUUCAUAAAUAUUGAUCCUACAAGCUACUGCAUUGCAAGCACUGUCUGUCAUCCAUGCUCGGAACAAGUCAAUCGAGCACGGCCGCGUCAUCUCAAAGCGGUUAAAUUGGAAGGAUUUACUAAUGAAGAGGAUGCAAUUGUUCUGAAGGAGCAUUUGCUUGAGGUUUUCAAUUUGGAGCCACUGAUCAUAACAGCAUCAAAUGGGAAACUACUGUGUUUAAUAAAGAUCCCAAAGCAACAAAGCAAGAACAGCAUGAAAAAAGGGAGACCACAGUCAAAGAAAAGGAAGUGUUCUUACAAGUUUGUUGAAGAAGUUGAAGACAACAUUGUUGGGCAGUGUUCCAAACAUCCUCAUAUGGGUCUUUAGAUACUUUUCAAAACACACAUACAAUUAGUUAAUCAUCUUCAUCUGGUUGCAAUGACAGAAACAUAAAAUUUUGUGACAAGUUUCUUUCAAAAAAUGGAUGGUUGAUUUUUAGAACCAUAAUUGUCGUCUAUUUUUUCAGAGAUAAACACCAUAAAAUGAAAGGGUCGUGAUGAUUAGGAGGCCUUACAAAAUAAAUAAUUUAGAUUAUUAAAAUGGACCCAUGGUGGGCCCCACAAAUUAGACAGGAAACUUUUGAAUCCCAACCAUUUUAAUCAUGAGAUUGGCAUUUUUUUGUAUCUUCCAUUCUUAACAUCCGAACAAAAAAAAAUUAUUUGUAAAAUUUUCAACCCAUGUGUAUGGUAGAUUAGAAUUCUCUGUAAUAUAUCUCUACAAUGGUCUUGUUAUAGUAAUCAAAGCCUCAUGUUUAAAUUUGAAUCAAA